UUUCUUCACCCGUAAACAAACGAAAGGAAGAUGACCCAGAGAAGCAGGAACUUCCGUAUUUGAUUUGAUGUAAUCAGAGUAUUUUUCAGGGUAAUCGGGGUAAAUAAAGAGCCUCGGUUUCCAGGCGGAGCUGCAGGAAGUCGACUCGGACCGAGCCGAAGAAACGGAUCGAUCGCUGGGAAGAAAACCCUGCGGAUGAUGGCUGGCUUCCUGGAUAACUUCCGCUGGCCGGAGUGUGACUGGUUUGACUGGGGAGAGCGGAGGAACGCUGUGGCCUCGGUGGUGGCUGGAUCCCUGUUCUUCACCGGCUGGUGGAUCAUGAUCGAUGCUGCAGUCAUGUACCCCACUCAGGACAUAAUGAACCAUUCAUUCCACACAUGUGGAGUCUUUUCCACCAUCGCUUUCUUCAUGAUCAACGCUGUUUCCAAUGGCCAGGUGAGAGGAGACGCGUAUGGCGAGGGCUGCCUUGGGCGGACAGGCGCUCGUCUCUGGCUCUUCAUCGGCUUCAUGAUGAUGUUUGGGUCGUUCAUCGGCUCCAUCUGGAUCCUGUUCGGAGCGUACGUCAUGCCAAAGAAAGAUGUUGCUCCGGGUCUGGCCGUGUUCUUUCAGAACGCCUUCAUCUUCUUCAGCUCUCUGAUCUACAAGUUCGGCCGCACAGAAAACCUUUGGGGUUAACCGCCGAGCCGUCCUACUGUCUUCACCUUUUACUCUUUUCAUCUGACUUUGUCACUGCUGUAUCUGUAAAUAUUUCCUGCUCCUGAAAUAUUAGCAUGUUUUAAUAGUUUUUUAAAACGAGAAUUAGAUUUUAAUGCCUCACAUGUUGACAUUAGGUAUCAAAAUGGAUAAUUUUAGUGUUUUACAUGCAGGUAAAGAGCGACUUUCAGGCUGAUUUUUGUAUAUCCUAAAGGGAAACAGAAAUAACAGAUGAGUUCAGAACCUCGCAGGUUAAAUUAUUUAUGUGGUUCUGCUGAGUAAAUCUGGAAGCUGCUCUUUAUCGUCACUUUGGGGGUAAUUUAUAAACUUCGAAACCACUGGAACAUUUUUAAUUGUAACUGUAAUUAAGGUAUUUAAUUUAUUUUUGUUCAGUUUCUGUUGUUUUAGUUAUGUUAAUUUUAUUUGUUAACAUGUAAAUAUUUAGAUUUUUGUCUUCACAAAGCAUCUACCUGCUCCUGUAGAGACUUAAGUUUUUAUUUUUAUUUAAAUCAAGGGGUCCAGUGAAUGCUAAGGUAACAGCAUUAAUUUGUUCUCUUUCAGGUUUACAAUAGAAAUGUGUUUUUGUUUUUUAAAGAUCCUGUUCCUGUAUUGUUUUUUAAACUGGAUAUGUUUGAGUUUUUAUUAUUCCUGUUGCUUUUUAAUGAAAAAGAAGCAGAAGAGUCAGUGUCCAUCAAAAAAGGCCGGUCAUUAAAGGGUUAUUCUGGAAAAUUAA
Messenger RNA from Poecilia latipinna (sailfin molly), 1426 nucleotides. RefSeq names its product transmembrane protein 50B. The record is from RefSeq and is a predicted model, not a curated record. The transcript has 7 exons. Bases 196 to 675 code for a protein of 159 amino acids. Lineage: Eukaryota; Metazoa; Chordata; Actinopteri; Cyprinodontiformes; Poeciliidae.